AUGGCCCCUUCCACUCGAGCCACUCGAUCCAAUGCCCUUCAUCGUUCUCCAUCACCACGUCCUUCAAAACGAGCACAGGGUGAUGGUGCUCAACCUACCCUGUCUAACCCUCAACAACUGCUUCAAAAUACAAACAAUACUCAACCAAACCCAUCCCACCCUAACAGUGCCACUAUCAACACUGAUAUACCACUCAGCGAGAUCACUUUACAAAACUACCAUCAGGUCAAGAACUACUGGCCCAUCGGACGCAUCCAAGAGCAAUUAGAUAAGCAGAAAACCACAAACCACCAGAUCAGCGCAGCCGUAAUCACCGAAGGACAAGCACUCAUGGCUAGUCUUGACCAUAGUCUUCAUAUGAUUGCUAUGAUUUCAGGAGUCGACAUAGACAAUUUGAAGCGCUCAUUGGGCUUGAAGGGAGGAAGUCACGCCGAAAACACGUGGCAUCGGUGGCUGUCUUUUGCACUUGAGGCCAAUAAACAUCCAAUGCCUCCUAGAGGGUCUCCAAACUCCUCUGAGCUUCUCACGAUCCGCAAUCAAGCUAAUUCGAAGGCUUAUCAAGCUCUCAAAGACGAAGAACUCGAUGUUUUCACAGCCGAAAUCUUCUUCUCCCUCGGAGGUUACCCAGACUACUCUUCAAUAGUUAUACCGGAGGAUAAUGUACACGGAGACUCUGAAAUACUAGUUCCAGAAGUUCCUAAGCUGGCUCCUGAGGAAGAAGAACUGUACCGUCCUAUCUAUAACCGACUUGUCGAUCAGGAUAAGGUCACCAGGGACCGCGAGCUGAAUACACCCAGCAACUCAUCUCGAAAAGAAGAGAAACGCUCGCUACAAUGUAUCAAAAAGAUAGCACAGCAUCUUGCGCGGGACCAUCAACUAGUUGGCCUAGAAUAUUAUCUUAUCGCCUGUAGUAAUACAACUGUAGGUGGUGGAUGGUGUCGGGAGUAUACGAGUCGUGACGAGAUAUCUACGUGGGUUUCGACCAAGGCUAACCUGCAAGAGGUGUUUCCCUUAUACUGUCAGCAUCGGGCUACCAUUGAAGAGGUGAAUACUGUGGCAGCCAAAGCCAAACCCAAUGAUCCUAAACCACCAAAUAAAUCCGACCAAGAUAAGAAGAAACUAGGUGGGCUAUUGAACAAAAUGGUUGAUGAUCUCAUCGGGUAUCACCCUGCUCAUGGCUUUCCCCGUGUCCCCGAUCCUGUCUGGGCCAUCACCGAUCGCAAAAUACCGAUUAUUGUUGAGCGUGAUGAUGACUCAGAGAUGACCCCCGAGGAGUUUUCCCUUGGUUUCAAUGGCAUGAAUGCAAGAGCUCGACGUCACUGGCUUGCCGACAUUGACAGUGGUAAAUUUAGGAUCAAGAAGAAGGUUACAAGCAAUGAAAGUGAUGCAACAGGUGCUGGUACAUCUGGUUUGAACGAUACUAGUGCAGCUACUAAUUCCAAUGAUCAACAAACAACUGAUACACACGAUGAUAAUCAAGUAGACACGAAUGAUCUGGGAAACGGUAAUGCAGCAGCACAGGCUGAUCUUGAUGGGGAGCCAUUGAAUUGA
Messenger RNA from Melampsora larici-populina 98AG31, 1551 nucleotides. RefSeq lists its product as uncharacterized. Lineage: Eukaryota; Fungi; Basidiomycota; Pucciniomycetes; Pucciniales; Melampsoraceae. The record is from RefSeq and is a predicted model, not a curated record. The transcript has 6 exons. The coding region runs from base 1 to 1551 and encodes 516 amino acids.